This is a messenger RNA of Syzygium oleosum, 2476 nucleotides long. RefSeq names its product long-chain-alcohol oxidase FAO2-like. The record is from RefSeq and is a predicted model, not a curated record. Gene Ontology annotation, molecular function: flavin adenine dinucleotide binding; long-chain-alcohol oxidase activity. NCBI's taxonomy places the organism in Eukaryota, Viridiplantae, Streptophyta, Magnoliopsida, Myrtales, Myrtaceae. The transcript is spliced from 3 exons.
AGCAAAACACAGGCAAACCACCCAAAAGCCACUCGAGUUUGUCAUUCUUAUCCUUUUUCUUCAUCUUCUUCCGAAGCAAGAACAAUGGUGGUGGAGUGCCAUCCCCUGUUGAGAGGAGGAAGGAGGGAGAGGAGAUACAGCCAUGGAUUCUCUGCAGCUCAGAUUCAAGCUCUUGCCGCCAUCUGCGAAACCCUAAUCCCUUCCGUCCCGCUUGACUCCAUCAACCCAAGAAUCCCCCAUGAUGAUCAGGCUCUGCAUGGCUUCUACAGCGCUUCAGGGUCGCAGCAUCAUGUUCCCGACGAGGUUGCUGAGCUUUUGACGAAGAGGGCUCAACGCCAAGUUGUUGCGAUGGUGAGCAUAGUGCUGAAGAUGCUGUCCUUCAGGCUGGGCACCCUCGUGCUGUGUUGGGGCUCCUGCUUGGCUUCGACAUGGCCUUUCAUCCUCAACUUCUCCGAAAUGCCUGUGGAGAGCAGAGAGAGAGUUCUCAUGAACUGGUCGAGACAGAAGUUCCUGGUUCCCUUGAGGGUUGUCUUCGUGAUGAUCAAACUCUACUGCCUUUUCAUCUUCUACACUUGGACAGAUGAAAACUCAAGCAACCCAGCAUGGGAAGCAAUAGGAUACCAAGUGGACACCAGAGAGAAACCCAACGACUCCCAUAACAAGCAAGAGAGGCCUCUUGAGAGAGGCCUCGUGGAAACCGUGCAUGAAACCGACUCAUCCCUCAUUCAAUCCCUCGCCCAGAAGGGACUCGAAGUCGCUCAAAUUCCGCAGCACAACGCCUUCAGGGUUAAGUGCGAUGUAGUCAUCAUAGGCUCUGGCUGCGGAGGAGGCGUCGCGGCCGCAGUCCUCGCACGCUCAGGCCAAAAAGUGGUGGUUCUCGAGAAGGGCAAUUACUUUGUCCCGCAGGAUUACUCGUCCCUAGAAGGGCCGUCACUGGAUCAGAUGUAUGAAUCUGGCGCACUGCUCUCCACUGUUGACGGGAAGAUCGUGGUCCUUGCCGGCUCCACCGUGGGAGGUGGGUCCGCUGUAAACUGGUCGGCUUGCAUCAGGACCCCAAGCCAUGUCCUGAAGGAAUGGUCGGCGGAUCACAAGAUAAGGCUUUUCGGAACACCUGACUAUGUGUCUGCUAUGGAUGCUGUGUGCAAGAAGAUUGGUGUCACUCAGAAAUGUGAACAGGAAGGGUUUCAGAAUAAAAUUCUGAGGAAAGGUUGUGAGAGUCUGGGCUUGAAAGUCGAAGCUGUCGCUAGGAAUUCAUCAGAGAGUCAUUUCUGUGGAUCUUGCUGUUAUGGGUGUAGGACAGGGGAGAAGAAGGGGACCGAUUCAACAUGGUUGGUCGACGCAGUCGAAAAUGGAGCGGUCAUCUUGACGGGUUGCAAGGCCAAGAAGCUCAUUCUGGAAAAUACCCAACAUGGAGAAAAAACCAAAAAAUGCUCAGGAGUGAUUGCAUCGUCUGUCCUCAACAAGGAGAUUACAAAGUAGCUCCACAUUGAGGCUAAAGUGACGAUCGCUGCAUGCGGUGCCGUCUCAACACCGCCGUUGCUGAUUUCAAGCGGCCUGAAGAACCCGAACAUCGGGAGGAACCUGCAUUUGCACCCGUGCUUUUUCGCCUGGGGCUAUUUCCCAGAGAAUCUGACUGGGAUCAAAGGCAAAGUGUACGAAGGAGGAAUCAUCACUUCGCUCAACAAGGUUGUCUCGGAAACCGGUGCCCCUGUCCCGGCGAUUAUAGAAACUCCUUCUCUCGGGCCCGGCCUAUUUUCUGCCUUCUGUCCUUGGACUUCAGGCGCCGACAUGAAGGAAAGGAUGAGAAAAUAUUCGAGGACUGCCCAUCUCUUCACACUGGUCCGAGACAAGGGCUCAGGGGAAAUUAGAGAGGAGGGGAAAAUCGUCUACAACCUAGGCGAAUUCGACAAGGAGAACAUGAAAAUCGGGCUGAGGCAAGCUCUGAGGAUACUGAUUGCUUCAGGCGCCGAGGAAGUGGGUACACACAGGAGCGAUGGGCAGAGGAUGAAAUGCAAAGGGACCAAGGAAGAAGACAUCGAAGAGUUCUUGAACGGCAUUGUGGUCAGUGGAGGGCCCACAUCGAGGGAAGAACUGUGGAACUUGUACGGCUGUGCACAUCCCAUGGGAAGUUGCAGGAUCGGGGCUAGUGAGAGAGAUGGCGCUGUGGAUGAGAGCGGUGAGAGCUGGGAAGCCAAGGGCUUGUUCGUCUGUGAUGGGAGCUUGAUGCCUACUGCAAUUGGGGUUAACCCCAUGAUCACCAUCGAGUCCACUGCAUAUUGCAUUGCCAUGAAGAUUGCGGAGUCCUUGAGCAGAAAAGCAUAAGACCUUGGAACUAUGACUGAGCUAAAUGAUUCAUAUGCUGCAUCUACUUCUUGCUUUUGAGUACUAGAAUCUGUCGCUUCCUAGAUCCAAAUGAAUCGUGAUGUAAGAUAAUAUAAUGUCCGGUGAACGCUAUGUCCACUUCAUCUUUCUAGUU